Geodia barretti is the source of this 1068-nucleotide messenger RNA. NCBI's taxonomy places the organism in Eukaryota, Metazoa, Porifera, Demospongiae, Tetractinellida, Geodiidae. The record is from the annotation of a GenBank genome assembly.
CAGUGCAACUGGCCGCUCCGUCCGACCGUUAGCCGCCUCGCGCGACCGGGCCGGCACGCCGCUCCGGCCGCCUCCGCAGACCAUGCCGAAGCUGCCGAUCUACCUCGACUACCACGCGACCACACCUGUCGACCCGCGUGUCGUCGACGCAAUGGCGCCGUACUUCACGGACCGUUUCGGCAAUGCCGCGAGCCGGCACCAUCCGUUCGGCUGGACCGCCCGCGACGCCGUCGAGGCGGCGCGCCGGCAGGUGGCCGGUCUGAUCGGCGCGGACCCGCGCGAAUCUGCUUCACGAGCGGCGCCACCGAGUCGAACAACCUGGCGCUGAAGGGCGCGCUGGCCGCGUGCGGCGGGCGACCGCUGCACAGUCGUGACCGUGGCAACCGAGCAUCGGGCGGUGCUCGACCCGUGCCGGCGGCUGGCGGACGGCGGGGUCCGGCUGACCGAGGUCGAGCCGGGUCCGGAUGGCCUCGUCAGCCCGGCGGCGAUCGAGCGGGCGCUCACCGCCGACACGGCGCUGGUCAGCGUCAUGCUGGCCAACAACGAGAUCGGGGUGCUGCAGCCCAUCCCCGCGAUUGCGGCGCUGGCGCGCGAACGCGGCAUUCUGCUGCACAGCGACGCGGCGCAGGCGGUGGGCAGGGCGCCCGUCGACGUCGAGGCGCUCGGGGUCGACCUCUCUCGCUGACGGCGCACAAACUGUACGGUCCCAAGGGCGUGGGCGCGUUGUACGUGCGCCGCCGCCGGCCGCGCGUGCCGCUGGCGCCGCUCAUCGAUGGGGGCGGGCAUGAACGCGGACUGCGCUCCGGCACGUUGAACGUGCCGGGCGUCGCCGAGCCUGGAGCCGUCGCACGUCCUGCGCGCCAUCGGGAUUCCCGACGAACUGGCCCGCGCGUCGCUCCGUUUCGGCCUGGGCCGGUGGACCACCGCGGACGAGAUCGACUACGCCGCCGACAAGGUGAGCAGUCUCGUGACGCGGCUGCGGCAACUGUCGCCAGCAAGUCGCACGUCCUGACGCCCCCGGCGGCGAUCGUCUACACUACGACAAGAAGGAUCGGCCGAAAUGAUUGA